Penicillium subrubescens is the source of this 949-nucleotide messenger RNA. RefSeq names its product 60S ribosomal protein eL29. Gene Ontology annotation, biological process: cytoplasmic translation. Bases 81 to 278 code for a protein of 65 amino acids. Gene Ontology annotation, molecular function: structural constituent of ribosome. Gene Ontology annotation, cellular component: cytosolic large ribosomal subunit; ribosome. NCBI's taxonomy places the organism in Eukaryota, Fungi, Ascomycota, Eurotiomycetes, Eurotiales, Aspergillaceae. The transcript has 4 exons. The record is from RefSeq and is a predicted model, not a curated record.
CACAUCCACUUGGGCUCGACUCCGACAGAACUCCUCUCCUUUCACCAUCCCGUCCACGUUAAUCGACAACAUCCGUCAAGAUGGCCAAGUCCAAGAACGCGUCCCAGCACCACCGCAGCCAGAAGGCUCACCGUAACGGUAUCAAGAAGCCCAAGACCAACCGUUACCCCUCCCUCAAUGGUGUUGACCCCAAGUUCCGCCGCAACCACCGUCACGCCCUGCACGGCACCGCCAAGGCCCUGAAGGAGCGCAAGGAGGGCAAGCGUGAGGUCGCAUAAACGUGGACGGAAUCGAAAAGAAAAUUCAUGGACGGAGGAAAUCUCGAGCGUGCAAGGAGCCGGAGAACAUAAAUGUUAUGUGCGAUGAACCAAGAUCAGACAGUCCCGCUGUCUUAGUCGAAUAGGCCUGGUUUCUGCUUAUUCCUUGCGCGAUAUCCAUUCUGGGGUUGUUUGAUACACAGAAAUCAACAGGCUUAAUUCGAUAACCACGCAGUGGUGUCGAUCCCGAGCGGGAGAGACACUUUUUUUCUCCGUUUUGUGUUUUGCUUUUGCAGUUUCGGUUGGACUUGACACCAUCGCUUUGCUCUGUUUUGCUUUGCGAGUGAUGGCUUUUGUGCCCGUGCAGCACCUCGAGCAUGCAUCUCGAGUUCCCUUUCCCCCAGAUCUUUCGAUCUUCUACGGCAUAUGUGUGUACAGCAACGUGCUCUUUUUAUGCGCGCCUGCUGAAGGAUUUUUUCAACGUGCCAAGAACAAACCCCAUGCCCUCGUCAUAUAUCUACUGCUUUCUCGCCUUGCAAUGGUGAGAGAGUUGAUCGAUGGACGGCAACAUCCCCGUAAGCAGUAGAGACAUUUUGUGGAAUCGAAUUCUCAGAGACCGAGUGGUGUGAGCCAACACCGGUAUCAUAUCAUAUUGCAUGCAUCAAACUCUAUAUACCAAUACUCGCUGAAUA